Messenger RNA from Hirsutella rhossiliensis, 2100 nucleotides. RefSeq names its product carboxylesterase family protein. Lineage: Eukaryota; Fungi; Ascomycota; Sordariomycetes; Hypocreales; Ophiocordycipitaceae. The record is from RefSeq and is a predicted model, not a curated record. The transcript is spliced from 3 exons. The coding region runs from base 1 to 2100 and encodes 699 amino acids.
AUGGGUCCAGGCGUGGCCACGGGCGGCAGCUUCGACCUUCUGCAGGACGAGGUGGCCUGCCCGCCUUCGCACUAUCGUCUUCUACACACACCCUCGUUGGCGGAUACCCGAGACGCGCUCAAGGAGCUGCCCGUCGGCCGAACACAGUACCAGAACGCGGUCGUCGGGAUACAGUGCCAGAAAGUGGGCGCCUGUGCCCAAGAUAUUAAACCAUCGCCGGCGACGGGCAUCGCUUUUGCAACCGACAACCACCUUUCCACCGCGUCAUCCGACUCCCAGCCGGCCAAGGCGAAGCUCCCUUGGCGAACAUCCAGACAUCGACGUCCACCCGUCGAUUGGGAGACGUUUGAGCCGCUUGACGCUGUCAUUGAAGAAACCAGCUUCGCCGCCGAAGCCGAAGCCCCCCUUCCUCCCGAAUCGUCGUCGCCGGUUCACGAGCCGCAGAAACAAGCUGCCGCCCAAGACACCGCGUGGCAGCCAGACCACCGCUUGACUAGCCUGGACGCCAACUACGACGUCCAAGAGCAGAUCGAAAAGCACUUGGCAGCAGACUACCACGGCCUUUCCGGCGAGGGACACGGCGCCGCUCCCUCGUCGGAAAGCGUCGUCUACGGCUGCAACAUGCUGCGCCAUAGACGACAAUGGGGCUCGGUCGAGCACUGCGACACUCCGGCUGACAGCUAUGCUCUCCUAGCCACGCCUCUGAGGGACUUUGCAAUUCUACCGAGCAACAUGGACCAGUCGCGGGACCGGGUCUGCCUGGCUUCUUCUCAGCCACCUUUGUAUCCGGAUGAGCCCCUCAAGAUUCCCGAGCUCAUGACCGUCGUUGAAGAGGUGCUUUCGCCCUCGCUCUCCGUCACGAGCGACAGGAGCGGCAGCCUCGCGGCUGGUUCGGCUCGCACCAGCUCGUUUUCCGUCCCUCGCAUCGAGGACUCUCUGGAGGAGCUGGAUAAGCUCGAGGACGAACUCGAGGCCGUCAAUGCCGCCACGCUCGGUCGAGGGCUCGCCCCUGCCGAAGACAAACAAGCACCGACAGCGCCGAAAACCCCUUCCGAUCGGACGCCGUCGACUGUGCUGAAGAAGCGGACGUCGGUUGCUGGCCAGUCACUCACCGUCCGCGUCAAAUCUUGCGAAAAGGCAAAUCCGACCAUUCGUCGAGCUGCGUCGCUGACGCUGCGCGACAAGAAAUCAGAGCAGUCGGACGCAACGGCGGAAAACAAGGCAGCAGGGGUGUCGUCUCGGGACAAGGGGGCCAGUCUACGGGUGACGACGCCCAAGUCUGCAGCCAAGUCGCAGAGGCCCCUGACGGUGCCGAAAUUCGAGCUUCCAGGCGAUGCCGUAGCCAAGCGCCUCAGGGAGCAACGCGAAGCGCGCCAGGCGCGACAAGCCGAAGCUCAUUCAGAGGCACAGGCAAACCCUCCGAAGCUGCGAGUCAUCCGACCGCUGGCAAAGCCAACAUUUGAGCUUCCUGGAGAGGCGAUCUCCCGGCGGAAGCGCGAGGACCGGGAAGCCAAGCUGCGGGCCGAGGAGGAAGAGGAACGGAGGAAGCGCGAGUUCAAGGCCCGGCCGGUGAGGUACAGCAUUGGUCCGGCCACGCUGCCCCGAGAGACGGUUACCAGCCGCGCCAGACAAAACAGGUCCUCGCAGGAAGAGACGGAGGCGAAACAGGCCAAGGCUGUGCGCACGCCUGCCGGGCUCCGCUCGAGCCCCUCUGCCACUCCCGCCUUGAACGACAAAUCGCUCCCGACGCGGGGACGGAACUCGAUGGUGCUCCCCCCGCAGCACUCAAGCCGGGCAAAGUCGCCGUCGUCGGGCGCAAGCGGCAAGCGCAGCACGCUGUCGGCCGAGGAGCUGGAGCAGCAGCGGCUGCGGGGCAGGGAGAUAUUCGCCCGGGACAGCGUCUUGGUCAAGGACAGGGAGCGAGACCGGCGCGAGAGGGAGUCGACGGCGAAGCUGGCGAGGGAGCAGGCGGCCGAGCGCUCUAGGAUUGCGAGUCGGGAAUGGGCCGAGAAGAAGCGCGUCAAGGAGGCGGCGGCGAGAGAGGCUGCGAAGCAGGCCAAGCCAGCUGGCGUUGCUCAAGCGCUUGUCGCCGAUGCUUGA